Musa acuminata AAA Group (dessert banana) is the source of this 944-nucleotide messenger RNA. Its product is annotated as conserved oligomeric Golgi complex subunit 7-like. NCBI's taxonomy places the organism in Eukaryota, Viridiplantae, Streptophyta, Magnoliopsida, Zingiberales, Musaceae. The transcript is spliced from 2 exons. The record is from RefSeq and is a predicted model, not a curated record. Gene Ontology annotation, biological process: Golgi organization; retrograde vesicle-mediated transport, Golgi to endoplasmic reticulum; intracellular protein transport. Gene Ontology annotation, cellular component: COG complex. The annotation marks the transcript as partial.
UUUCACAGGCCAAAAUCACUUACUUUUUAUAUCUUGCAGUCAAAAGAUCCAAGGUUUCAUGCCCUUCCUCUCACCUCCCAAAGGGUGGCAGCAUUUUCUGAUACGGUAAAUGAGCUUGUUUAUGACGUUCUUAUAUCAAAAGUGCGGCAACGUCUAAGUGACGUAUCACGGCUGCCAAUCUGGUCAUCAGUAGAGGAGCAAAGUUCUCUUCCCCUCCCAAGCUUUAGCGCCUAUCCACAGGCCUAUGUCACUAGUGUGGGAGAAUAUCUUCUUACUUUGCCACAGCAGUUAGAGCCACUGGCUGAAGGUAUCUCGAGCAGUGAGUCCGGAACCGAGGAAGCCCAAUUUUUUGCUACAGAAUGGAUGUUCAAGGUGGCCGAGGGUGCAACUGCCCUUUUCAUGGAGCAGCUGCGAGGAAUUCAAUACAUUAGUGAUAGAGGUGCUCAGCAGCUAUCGGCUGAUAUCGAGUACUUGAGCAACGUCCUCUCAGCUCUCUCCAUGGCCAUCCCCCCAUUUCUGGCAACAUUCCACACAUGCCUCGCAACUCCAAGAGACCUGCUUCCCGCUUUCCUCAAGUCGGAUGGAGGAAGCCAGCUUGACAUUCCAACUGCUCACCUGGUUUGCAAGAUCCGUCGUAUUCCUUUAGAUCAGUGACUUUGCGUCGGAUUCCUUUAGCUCAGUGACUUUGCACCGCCUUAUGUCUUUUUGCUAAGAUUACUGGCUGCGACUUUUUUUCUUUCUCAAGUAUUUUUCUGACAUUGUAUUCUAUUAUAGGUUGCAAAUCAAACUGAACGAUGAAUGAUGGCUCUUCUUUUUUUUUUGGUAUGUUUGCUUAGGUCAUGGACGUAUGACCAUUUUCUCUGCUCUGCUGCGGAAGAAAGCAUUGCUUAUUGUACAGAUGAGCCUCUUAGUGCGCAUGAAUCCAUAAUUUGAUACUUGAAUUA